GCGGGGGGGGCGAGCCAUGGAGCCGCGGCUGUGAGGAGCCUCCCCCGGCCCGGGCCCCCGCCUGUGGGAAGCCGCCGGGCCGAGGCCGGAGCCGGAGGACAUGGACAAACUGACCAUCAUCUCAGGAUGCCUCUUCUUGGCCGCGGACAUCUUCGCCAUCGCCAGCCUGGCCAACCCGGACUGGAUCAACACCGGCGAGUCGGCGGGUGCUCUCACCGUUGGCCUUGUGCGACAGUGUCAAACCAUCCACGGACGUGACAGGACCUGCAUCCCUCCCCGGCUGCCCCCAGAGUGGAUCACCACCUUAUUUUUCAUCAUCAUGGGCAUCAUUUCCCUGACUGUCACAUGCGGCUUGUUAGUGGCUUCCCACUGGCGGAGAGAAGCAACCAAGUAUGCCCGCUGGAUAGCGUUCACUGGAAUGAUCCUGUUCUGCAUGGCGGCCCUAAUAUUCCCGAUAGGUUUUUACAUCAACGAAGUGGGCGGCCAGCCUUAUAAACUGCCGAACAACACCGUGGUCGGGUCGUCCUACGUACUCUUUGUCUUAUCCAUUUUCUUUACAAUAGUCGGACUUCUAUUUGCUGGGAAAGUGUGCUUACCAGGCUGACGACCACCUACGCCAGCUUCACUCGGUCAUGAAGGAGAGCAGAGCGCACGGCGCAUUCUCGGGAGGGUGCCUACGUCGGGGCUGUCGUGGUCUUAUCGUCAACGAGGAGGUCUCUGAUGUUGGUCUCGCUAUGCACUUUGAUUAUUUUUUUAUUAAAAAAAACCAAGCUACGCGGAGAGCCUUUCCCACAAACCAAAUACAGCCGACUUUCACUCGUCCUCCUGAGCG
Messenger RNA from Euleptes europaea (tarantolino), 832 nucleotides. RefSeq names its product modulator of smoothened (gene MOSMO). Lineage: Eukaryota; Metazoa; Chordata; Lepidosauria; Squamata; Sphaerodactylidae. Gene Ontology annotation, biological process: negative regulation of smoothened signaling pathway. The transcript has 3 exons. Gene Ontology annotation, cellular component: Golgi apparatus; ciliary membrane. Bases 101 to 604 code for a protein of 167 amino acids. The record is from RefSeq and is a predicted model, not a curated record.